AUGACGAUCACAUCCUCACAGGACCAUGCCUUGGCAACGGCUGAGAGAGUGACCUCUGUCCUUUCUGUUCUCGGCGCUGCAUUUAUCAUUGCCACUUUCCUUUCAGACAGCAAGUUUCGGAAACCUAUCAAUCGGCUUGUAUUUUACGCUGCAUGGGGGAACCUGUUUGCCAACGUGGCGACUCUCAUUGCAAGAUCCGGGAUCAAGUUGGGAGUCACAUCCUCGUUGUGCCAAUUCCAGGGCCUUUUGAUUCACUGGUUCUUGCCUGCCGAUGCGCUAUGGACCUUCGCUAUGGCGUGCAAUGUCUAUCUCUCCUUCUUUCGACAGUACGACGCAUCGCAACUUCGAGGCCUCGAGUGGAUAUACUUGGCGGCGUGCUAUGGCAUCCCCUUUAUUCCAGCGUUCGUGUUGCUGUUCGUCAGUACUGCUGAUAAGGGCAGAGUGUAUGGAGACGCGGUUCUCUGGUGCUGGGUGUCAACGAAAUGGAACGCGCUCCGAGUUGCAACCUUCUAUGGACCGGUGUGGCUGAUCAUCCUUCUGACAAUGUUCAUAUACGUCAAAGUGGGCGUCGUGGUCUUUCGGUGGCGCAAGCAACUCCUCUCCCUGAACGAGAGUGGGAGCAGGCCCGAAGCUCCACGCAAUGGUUAUGCAAUGAAUCAACUGCCGACUUCUCCUGUGUCGCAGAAUCGGAAGACCUAUGAAAUCACCAUCAGCAGUCAAGUUCCCCACUCCCCAACGGCGAAGCAACAGCGACGGCUUAGCUCGCCGCGGAAUACCUAUCACGAGGCCGCCUCGCCUGCCGACGUAAAUCAUGCACGCUUUCCUUCCAUUCAAGACACGGCAUUUCCCCAGCCGAACGCCAACGUGGUUACCAACGUGGUUGUGGAGAGGCCACCAAUUCAGACCUUGGAUGCCAAUAAAGCAGCACUGAGUUACUGCAAAACUGCCUCAAUGUUCUUUCUCGCGCUCCUGUGCACAUGGGUUCCCUCCACCAUAAAUCGAGUGUAUACCCUGGUGCGACCAUACGACUCACUCUUCGGAUUGGACUUUGCCUCCGGAAUUGUACUCCCUCUGCAGGGAUUUUGGAACACCAUAAUCUACAUCGUGACCAGCUUGCCGGCAUGCAAAACCCUCUGGGAGGAGACCAGAGCAAAUCUCUUCGGACCUCGAGCUGGUCGCCCAGACAGAACAUCACCAGCACUGGCAAUAUCGAGACACAGCCACCAGGUUCUUGCCUCCCGCGACACCAGAGCAGAUAUCACGAUGAGGAUGGACGGGAAGAAUCGCGUCGUCAACUACAGACAUCAGGACGAUAUUGAUACAGAGGAGGAGGAGUUGAGGGCUUCCAGUCCAACAUUUAUUAUGCACGGCAGAUGA
This is a messenger RNA of Cladophialophora psammophila CBS 110553, 1377 nucleotides long. RefSeq lists its product as uncharacterized. Gene Ontology annotation, molecular function: G protein-coupled receptor activity. Gene Ontology annotation, cellular component: plasma membrane. The record is from RefSeq and is a predicted model, not a curated record. The coding region runs from base 1 to 1377 and encodes 458 amino acids. Lineage: Eukaryota; Fungi; Ascomycota; Eurotiomycetes; Chaetothyriales; Herpotrichiellaceae. Gene Ontology annotation, biological process: cell surface receptor signaling pathway; adenylate cyclase-activating G protein-coupled receptor signaling pathway. The transcript is spliced from 4 exons.